Messenger RNA from Cooperia oncophora, 375 nucleotides. The record is from the annotation of a GenBank genome assembly. Lineage: Eukaryota; Metazoa; Nematoda; Chromadorea; Rhabditida; Trichostrongylidae.
AUGAUGGAGCUCAUGCAGGAGCUCCUCUGGAGUCAGAGUUCCGUAAGUAACAUGGAAAACAUAGGGCUGUUCAAACACGAUGAUAUUCUCAAGCUCCUCUCUGAGUGGCCUUCUAAAUUCUCUCAUACUCUACCCCUGAUGGAAUUUGUUGUACGCUUAGGUUCCUUCUGGGUGGAAGCAUUCGUUUGCUCGCCGUUAUUCAAGAAACCUCCUCACAACGACCCAGGGAGUCAUAGGCCUAUAAGCAUCACAUCUGUAUUUUGCACACUAUUCGAAAAAAUUAUCAAAGAAUUAGUUGUGAAACACCUUGAGAUUAAUGAGGACUUGCCUGAGUGCCAGCAUGUGUUCAAGAAGGGAAGGUCUACGGUCUCUUGA